AAUCGAAGCCGUAGGCGUUGUUGUCGUAUAAUUGAAUCCAAGCAGCACUGACAUAUACGUCAACGAGUUCAGAGCUGUCAAUGGAGCAGAGGUUUCAUUUCAGUUAUAUUAGUUCAGCUAGCAGGCAAACAUCACUGCUGAACGAAAAAAAUAAAUCGAAAACGCACAAUCAUGAGUUAUCACCAGAACAAUAGAUCCGCGAGUGCUUAUGACCACUAUGGUUUCGGUAAUAUUGAUAAUCGGACUGAAGAUAAUUCGCGGAGCUCCUAUUCGCAGGAGCCGAUUAACAACUACGAGUUUGAUUGGAGCUCCAUUGGAUUGGACGAACAUCAAUCUGCCAUUAGGCAGGAUCAGCUGAGCCAGACCCUUACCGAUAAUGUGAUACAACCAGAGAAUAUGGUAAACCGGGAUGUACCUUUUUCGAGGAUUGCUGCAGAAGCAACAUUGCAGACUCAAUCGCAGGGUCACAAUCAGCAGACUAAAGCAGAACCAUCAAUGAAGAAAGAGGAAAACCAGAAUUCCGCUGCGGAUCCAACUCGAGAUCGAAUGACUAUUCCUCCCAAGCUGGAUUCGAUGCCUACGGUUAACGAUAAUCCGUUUCUAAACGCAUUUGAAUCUCUGUUUGAUGGUCAAGAGGAGUUGGCUCAGCCAAAGAAAUCGAAGGCAUCACGAUCCAAGCUAAAGAAAAAGAAAAAGUCGAAAACCGAACCUGGAAAGCUAAUUAAAAAAGACGAUGAGUUACCAACUACAUACCGUUGUAACAAAGAGCAGUCAACUGAUAUACAAUUCAAUACGAAUAUCAAUUCUAACAUUUUUGGUAUUCCCACAGAUAAAAAUAGUAAUUUUUCACAUUUUUCGAAAAAGUCUAGUGAUAGAAAGACACAGCCAACUGAUAUACAACAGAAUACGAAUUUCAAUUCUUCUAUUUUUGAUAUUCCCAGCGAUGAAAACAGGAAUUUCCCACAAUUUUUAAAUAAGUCUAGCGAUAAAAAGACAGAGGCAACUGAUAUACAACAGAAUACGAAUAUAAAUUCUUCUAUUUUUGAUAUUCCCAGCGGUGAAACCAAGAAUUUUGAACAAUUUUCAAAUAAGCCCAGUGGUAAAAUAACUCAGCCAACUGCUGCACAAUCUAACCGAAAUGCAAAUUCACUUUAUGACAUAAGCGAUACAAACAUGGAUGUAGAGCAAUUACCAACCACUUCCAAUGGUAUAACCAAUCCGCCAACUGAUAUAGAAUCUAAUAUGGAUAUUAAUUCUGUUUAUGAUAUAAUUGAUGAUUUAAAUUUGGAUUUUGAUGAACUACCAACUACUUCCGGUGAUACAGCAACACACCCAAUGGACGUACAGUCUAAUUUGGAUUCUAAUUCCGCAUAUGAUUUAAUUGGCGACAUAAAUAUGGAUUUUAUUCCAUAUGAAAGAACAUAUAGGGCACCUGCGAAGCCAACUAGAGGAUCCAUAUACAAGAUCAAAAAGCCCAGGCCCGUCAAAAGAACCAUUAAGGCACCAUCAAAGCCCAGUAUUGCCCAGAUGUUGCGGGAGGCUGCCAAAAAGGAAAGGGCGGCUGCAAGACCUAAGAGGCAGAAGAAAACCAAGGCGACCACAGAAUCUACAGUUUCAAAUUUUCCUAACUUUAAUCUGUCGCCUGCAGUCCCAUUUGAUCCACACAAUUUUCAGGAAAAUUAUGACGAUGUCAUGCUGCAGGAACCCACAACCGAAUUUAAUAUCCCCAUUGAAACCGAGAAUUUGAUGCCAACGAUUCCGCAGAUUCCAACAGUUCCAACAAAUGUACCAGUACCAUCAAUUGGAAAGGUAAUUAAGCCUCCAGCCAAGCGUGCUUACACGAAGAAAGCCGAUAAGGCCAAGAAUACAAAUAUGAAUAUACUACAAGAAAAUCAUACCGAGGUCAUGGUGCAAGAACCUACUGUACCACCUGAACUUGAGGAGCCCGUUGAAACUGAUAUUGGGAUGCCACCGAAUCCUCAGGGUCCAACAGUGCCACAUCUACCAAUACGAUCAAUUGGAAAGGUAAUUAAGCCUCCAGCCAAGCGUACUUACACGAAGAAAGCCAAUAAGGCCAAGAAUACAAAUAUGAAUAUACUUCAAGAAAAUCAUACCGAGGUCAUGGAGCAAGAACCUACCAUACCAACUGAGUUUGAGCAGCCCGCCGGAAGUGAUAGUGGGAUCCCACCGAUUCCGCAGAUGCCUACAGCUUGUGUUGCUCCGAUCGACAAGGUUAGCAAGCCCAAGGCUCCUAGAAAGAAACCUGUUAAGAAGGUUCCGCAAGAGGAUAUACCCAUUGGAGUUCCGCCAGAAGGAGAAACUCCUCAAAUCGCUUCCCAGGCACCUCAGCCCAGAGCCAAGCGAACUUACAGGAAAAGAUCCAAUAAGACCGUGGAUACAAAUAUACUGCAAGAAAAUCAUACCGAGGUCAUGGUGUCAGAACCUACUAUACCAAUUCAACACGUAGAGCCCGUCGGAACUGAUAUAGGAAUCCCCCCGAUUCAGCAGAUUCCAGCAGUUGCUGUUCUUCCGAAUUUAUCUAUACAACCGAUUGACAAGGUAGUCAAGCCCAAAGCUCCUAGAAAAACACCUGUGAAGAAGGUGCCAAUUCAGGAAUCGGGCACGGAUAUUCUUUCUGAGGUAUCGCCGGAAGGAGAAACUGCUCAAAGCAAGCCAAAGCCUAAACAGCGAGCACCUAGGGUACCCAAAGAACCUAAGGCGCCAAGGGUACCAAAGACACCUAAAGUACCAAAGGCACCAAAGGUACCGAAAGAACCUAAGGUACCAAAGGCACCUAGGAUACCGAAGAAACCUAAGCCGCCCAGGGUACCCAAAGAGCCUAAGCCACCCAAAGAGCCUAAGGCACCUAGAGUACCCAAGGUACCCAAAACUCCUAAGGAACCAAAAGUAUCAAAGAUCCAAGCAGCAAGACAACCUAAGGCAUCCAUAAAAAAAACACUGAAUAGUGUACAGGUACCGCCACCCAUUGAGCCUAUGUCUCUAGAAUCAACCAUCGAUCCCAUGCUCGCAAAUAAUCCCACUUUCAUGAAUACUAUAUCUAUGCCUGUACUAUCAACAAUUUGCGAAAUACUCAUUCAGGGGCCGAUAACACCCAUAUCUCCAAUUAGAUCUCCUCCUCCGCACAUCGUAGAGAACUUCAAUAUGUCACAGUCCUGCGAAAAUCCUCCGAACUGGACGAUCAGCUCAUGCGAGGCCACUCCAAGGUUUCCAGCAAAUGACAAGAUGAAAAAGAGCCAGGAACCGAAGAUGCAGGCAGAAAAAUCAGAAAUAUCAAGUGUUAACGAUAGCGGGACAGUUCAAAACACUACUAAUUCAAACAGCUCGAUUACGCAAGGUCAUGUGCGAUCACCAUCAAAAUCCCUAUCCGUAUCUCAAUGCGUAUCUAGGCAUUCACCUCGUUCAUCAUCAUCAAGUUCUUCAUCAAGCUCAUCGUCAAGCUCUUCAUCCGGGUCCUCCAAGUCGUCCAGUUCGUCUUGUUCGACAUGCUCGACCUGCUCGACCUCCUCGAGCUCCUCGAACUUUUCCGACUCUCCCAUCCCUACGGGACAUUCACGAUCACGUGCUCGGCAUCAUCGACCGUCCGCUUUUAAAAAAAAGUCGGCCCCACUUUUGGAUGAGCCAAUUGAAUCAAAUGCAAAAAUAAAUGUACAGUUGGGUCAACCAACCCGUCUGGACUCACCAUCGCCACCGAACACGCCCGAGCACAUGUGUAUCACAUUUGAAGAGCAUUUGAAAAACCUGGCAUCUGUGCAGAUUCGGCCUAUAUCGCCUAUAUCAAAGCACCCAUUUGAUGAUUUCGAGUUCAACUUGCCAGCGCCCAUGCUGUCCGAGGAGUCAUCCAGUUCUUCUUCGUCGGAGAGCGAUCAUGAAACCAAUGUAAAUUGUCAGAGGACACCAACAUCUCAAGCUGUUGUACAACUGGUACCGCCACUUAAACCAUUCGAGAAAAAUCUUCAAAAAACGUCCUUCAGAGAGCCCAGCCCAAUUCAACCACAUUUUAAUGCUUGUAAACCUGAAGCUCCUCUAGUACCUGCUUCCAGAUCAUCCAAUGGAGCCGCACUUGGGUCCUGCACUCCAAGAGCUGUGGGACGUGCUUUAAAGAUUUCCGAUUCCGGGAGUUCUGAAUAUUCUGCAGGUGUAAGGCGCCCAGAGUCGAAACUAAUGAAUCAAGCAAAGAAGCGGAAGGCUAUGAAACAGAUUCAUGAAGCGGGUAAUGUUGGUAUAAAUUAUCAGAAAGAGGUUUCGCAAGACACAAGUGAAAUACCCUUGAUAAAAAGUGCUACUGAAUUAUACAUUCCAAUGGAAAGAAAUUCUGGGCCGCAGUUGCCUAUUCCGAAUCCCAUUGAUGUGCCCAAUUCUAAAGUUUCUUUACCGAUUCCUGUAAAUUUGAAUUACAGCUUAGAAAAAGAAACAUCUAAUGCUAUAAUGGUAGAACCAUUUAUAAAGCCAAAUAAACCAGUCAUAAAUUUUCUAUCCCCUAUGAAUGCACCAAAAACAAAUUUAAAUUACCCCACUGUAAGGGGCAAUGUUGAAACCAACCAAAUAACAAAACAAUCUGAUGUACUAAUAGGAAUGGAGGAGUGCAUUAAAAUCCCUGAGCCCAAAGUAUCUCUACCGAUGGAUCUGAAUUCGAUUGAAGAAGUGGAUGAUAAGAUAAGUAAUCGCAAAAUUGUUGAACCAAUAAGCAAGGCCUUAAAAGUGCUGCAUAAGCACAAACCAUUGAGGACCCCGAAGAAAAUCAGAGCACCGAUACAAAAACCUUUGAAAGACAUUUCUAAUAUAACUGGUAAUUCAGUAGAUGUGGUGGAAAACCUUCCCGAGACUCAAUUAGCAGGACUGCCAAUCCAGCAGACCACUUCUAAGAUUUUUCUACCGAUGACUGUUAAUUCAAUGAAAGAACCAGAGGAUAAUGGAUGUAAUCCAAAAAUGAUGGUAAAACCGGGCACCUAUAUGAUAGAUGAGCACAACAAACCUUGGACCCCAAAUUGCCAAGGACACGAAUCGCGGAAGUUGAAGGAAAAUUCACUGAAUGGAGCUAUGACAAAACAUCCUGAGACACAAUUCACAAUUAAAAAGCCUUUUAAGGAUUCGGACUGCGAAGUGUCUCUACCGGUGGCUCUGAACUUCAGUCAAGAACCAGAUGUUAAGACAAGUUGUUCAAAUAUAUUUGAACCUAUGAACAAGACCUUGAAACUGGUAAAGGAAGCACAAAUAUCAAGGUCUCCAAAUAAAGUUAAUAAAACGAGGAAUAACAAUGCAAAGGACCAGGAGCCUACUGCAAAUUCUAGUUUGGCAGAUAAUCCAUACAAUCAGGUAGUAAAACAAUUCCAAUUGGAAUUGUCAAUCCAGAAGACAGCAUCAUCUCUCGCGAUGGUUCCAAGUUCAAUAAAAGAUACAGAACUUAAGCCAAGUAAGGCUGACAUUGUUGAACCAACUGAAUCUGAACCGGGCGCUAGCCCGAAUAGUUCUAAGGCCAGUAUUCUUAAAACUCAUUCUACCAAAAAGCGUAAGUCGUCAAAAAAGGCAAAGCUCUUUAACUCUAAUAUUUCUGAAUCACAAGGAAAAUGUCCUAAUAGUCAAAUGUCGGCACAGCCCCGAAAAUCAAUAAGCGAACAAGAUUUUAAAUCGUCUGUAUGCAAUAUUACUGCACCCGAUGCGACAUCAAAUGAUUUCAAAGAUAAGCCAGAUAUUAAUACACGUAUUCCUAAAAUGUCGAAAGGAAAUGUCAAACUCGGAAGUCUGAAAAUAUCUCAACCAGAUAUCAAACCGCGAAACAGUAAAACAGUUCCAGUUAAACGAAAUUUCUCACAGCCUAUUAUAUCUGAAGAAAUCAUUUCUGAGCUAGAUAUGCAGCCUAGUACUUCUAAAGCUGCUAAGCUAAAAACUUCUGAGCCAGAGUUAGAUAUGCAGCCUAGUACUUCUAAAGCUGCUAAGCUUUAUACUAAUUCAAGUACUAAGGUUACUAAGCCAAGAACUUCUGAACCAAACAGAAAACCUAAUCCAAAAACUGCGCAGUCAAAGCUCUGCAAUUCUAAUAUUACGGAAUCAGAAGUAAAAUCUCCAAAUUAUCAAAUGUUGGCACAGGAAGAGGACCGCAAAUCAAUAAGCGAAGAAGAUUUUGGAUCAUCCGUAUGCAAUAUUACUGAACCCGAUGCGAAAUUAAAUUAUUUCAAAGUUGUCAAACCAGAUAAUAAUACAUGUAUUCCUAAAAUGUCGAAAGCAAAUGGCGAACUCGGAAAUCUGAAAAUAUCUCAACCAAAUCUAAAACCGCGCAACUGUAAAAUGCCUGAUCCAGUUAAACGAAGUUUCACACAGCCUAUUAUAUCUGAACCGAACAUUUCUGAGCUAGAUAUGCAGCCGAGUACUUCUAAAGCUGCUAAGCUAAAAACUUCUGAGCCAGAGUUAGAUAUGCAGCCUAGUACUUCUAAAGCUGCUAGGCUUACUAAGCCAAGAAGUUCUGAACCAAACAGAAAACCUAAUCCGAAAUCUGCGCAGUCAAAACUCUGUAAUUCUAAUAUUACUGAAUCAGAAGUAAAAUCUCCAAAUUUUCAAAAGUUGGCACAGCAAGAGCCCCGAAAAACAAUAAGCAAGCAAGAUUCUAUAUCGUCCGUAUGCAAUAUUACUGUACUUGAUGCGAAAUUUAAUGAUUUCAAUGUUGUUCAACCAGAUAUUAAUACAGGUAUUCCUAAAAUGUCGGAAGCAAAUGCCGAACUCGGCAAUCUGAAAAUAUCCGAACAAGAUGUAAAUUCCUUACAGCCUAUUAUAUCUGAACCAAACGCUUCCGAGCUAAAUAUGCAGCCUAGUACUUCUAAAGCUGCUAAGCUAAAUAUUAAUACAAGUACCUCUAAAGUUGCCAAGCCAAAAACUUCUGAAGCAAACAUAAAGCCUCCGAAUCCGAAAACUGCUCAAUUAAAGCCCGGGUCCUCGAAACCAUUGAACGAACAAGUAAAAUCCAAGGUCCCAAAACGUAAAAAUGAUGCUGAAAAUAAAGAUCCUAAGAGUACGACAGUGCAACAAUUUAAAAUUCCGAAGCUUGGGGAAAAUAUACCGGAGGAAAAAUCGACGCCGAUAAAAGCUGAAGCAACUAAAAGCGCUGAUAAUUGUCGGAUAAAUCCUAACCACUCUGAGCCGGUGAGCGGAAGUCAACGUUUACAGGAAGUGUAUCAGACGCCAAACUUUCAGAAUUUUCAAUACCCCUACUCGUCGAGGAGCUUUUACCCCUAUCAGAGGUUCCAUCCAACGCAGCCAUCAGGCAGUCAGUAUAAUAUGAACCCACCAAUGAGAAUGAUUCAGCCCAUGUACGCAGCAGCGGAACCGUCUUAUCAGAGGGCAUAUCCAAUGCAACGAUUUCAACCAUAUCACAUUAACCAAUCUAUGAGACCCAAUUACUCCUAUCAAGGGGAGCCGUCUCCCAGAAACCAUCCGAUGGGUAUUCAUUAUCAGAACUAUAACUCGCCCUACCCGAUGAGAAGUGAUUUGUACCGUCCGAACUAUCCCAUUAAUUAUGCUCAACAACCUUUAUAUUCUGCAAGAAGUAUGCAACCGAGGAGUGCGCAAGGGAAUCAUCCACUAAAUAUGUUACCUUCCCGUCAAUCUAUCAAUCCAAUGACCACUGAUCACGCUCAAAAGAAUGAAAUUGCGACGAAUGAACAGAGCACAUCUGGACCGAUCCAAAAAAUCAGAAGUGCAUUCGCAGGUCGGAAGUACAGGACUCUCAAGGAUCUCAGGGACCGAACUAAGUUGUCGAAAGAUUGUUUGCGUAAUACCUUAAAGCGGAUUGCCAAAAUCAAGCGUCCCAAAUGGCGCAUCAGCAAGUUUUAUCUGGAGGCCUACGGUGCUGAAGUUUCGGGUCUUUCCCCAAGCUCCGAAGAAAAUGAACCGUUGGAACUAAACUCUUCCUAUCGCAAGGUGAUUAGCUGCUAUGAGGAAUACAAGUUUCUACGCAUCGAGUCUUUAAUGCAAAAAACUGGGUUUCGUAAAGGCAAACUAAGGCGAGUUCUGAAGAUGAUCGGAAGAAAGCGGUCCACGAAAUGGCGUCUUCUCUCUUAUAGGAAGCCACUUAUUCACCACCAUCGAGGACACAAGAAAUUGAUGUAGUCUUUUAUAUAUAGAAUCGCCCGACUAAAUAAUGUUACGUCAAAAAUUUAUGAAUAAUCUACAUAUACAUGUUACACAAUUUAUGAAGAAUCUACACUUAUAAAUGAAUUGCCUGGGUAAAUAAUGUUACGCAAUUAAUGAAGAAACUACAAUUACAUAAUGAAUCGUCUGGCUACAAAUUUAUAAUUGUUCUUAUAAAACAUUCCAUUAAAAACACCUAUGCCACAACUUAUUCAUGCAUCUUUUAUAAAAAUUGUAGAUAAAAAAUGUCUUUGA
Drosophila erecta is the source of this 8394-nucleotide messenger RNA. RefSeq names its product titin homolog. The record is from RefSeq and is a predicted model, not a curated record. NCBI's taxonomy places the organism in Eukaryota, Metazoa, Arthropoda, Insecta, Diptera, Drosophilidae. The transcript is spliced from 9 exons. Bases 172 to 8118 code for a protein of 2648 amino acids.